Closterium sp. NIES-65 is the source of this 3462-nucleotide messenger RNA. NCBI's taxonomy places the organism in Eukaryota, Viridiplantae, Streptophyta, Zygnematophyceae, Desmidiales, Closteriaceae. The record is from the annotation of a GenBank genome assembly.
AUGCGUCCGUGCUACAAUAGCGACGGAUCCGCUAUUAAUAAAUCAUCGCUAGCCCUCCCUCCCUCCCUCCCUCCCUCCCUCCCUCCCUCCCUCCCUCCCUCCCUCCCUCCCUCCUCCCUCCCUCCUCCCUCCCUCCCUCCCUCCCUCCCUCCCUCCCUCCCUCCCUCCCUCCCUCCCUCCCUCCCUCCCUCCCUCCCUCCCUCCCUCCCUCCCUCCUCCCUCCCUCCUCCCUCCCUCCCUCCCUCCCUCCCUCCCUCCUCCCUCCCUCCCUCCCUCCCUCCCUCCCUCCCUCCCUCCCUCCCUCCCUCCCUCCCUCCCUCCCUCCCUCCCUCCUCCCUCCCUCCCUCCCUCCCUCCCUCCCCUCCCUCCCUCCCUCCCUCCCUCCCUCCCUCCCUCCCUCCCUCCCUCCCUCCCUCCCUCCCUCCCUCCCUCCCUCCUCCCUCCCUCCCUCCCUCCCUCCCUCCCUCCCUCCCUCCCUCCCUCCCUCCCUCCCUCCCUCCCUCCCUCCCUCCCUCCUCCCUCCCUCCCUCCCUCCCUCCCUCCCUCCCUCCCUCCCUCCCUCCCUCCCUCCCUCCCUCCCUCCCUCCCUCCCUCCCUCCCUCCCUCCCUCCCUCCCUCCCUCCCUCCCUCCCUCCCUCCCUCCUCCCUCCCUCCCUCCCUCCCUCCCUCCCUCCCUCCCUCCCUCCCUCCCUCCCUCCCUCCCUCCCUCCCUCCCUCCCUCCCUCCCUCCCUCCCUCCCUCCCUCCCUCCCUCCCUCCCUCCCUCCCUCCCUCCCUCCCUCCCUCCCUCCCUCCCUCCCUCCCUCCCUCCCUCCCUCCCUCCCUCCCUCCCUCCCUCCCUCCCUCCCUCCCUCCCUCCCUCCCUCCCUCCCUCCCUCCCUCCCUCCCUCCCUCCCUCCCUCCUCCCUCCCUCCCUCCCUCCCUCCCUCCCUCCCUCCCUCCCUCCCUCCCUCCCUCCUCCCUCCCUCCCUCCCUCCCUCCCUCCCUCCCUCCCUCCCUCCCUCCCUCCCUCCCUCCCUCCCUCCCUCCCUCCCUCCCUCCCUCCCUCCCUCCUCCCUCCCUCCCUCCCUCCUCCCUCCCUCCCUCCCUCCCUCCCUCCCUCCCUCCCUCCCUCCCUCCCUCCCUCCCUCCCUCCCUCCCUCCCUCCCUCCCUCCCUCCCUCCCUCCCUCCCUCCCUCCCUCCCUCCCUCCCUCCCUCCUCCCUCCCUCCCUCCCUCCCUCCUCCCUCCCUCCCUCCCUCCCUCCCUCCCUCCCUCCCUCCCUCCCUCCCUCCCUCCCUCCCUCCCUCCCUCCCUCCCUCCCUCCCUCCCUCCCUCCCUCCCUCCCUCCCUCCCUCCCUCCCUCCCUCCCUCCCUCCCUCCCUCCCUCCCUCCCUCCCUCCCUCCCUCCCUCCCUCCCUCCCUCCCUCCCUCCCUCCCUCCCUCCCUCCCUCCCUCCCUCCCUCCCUCCCUCCCUCCCUCCCUCCCUCCCUCCCUCCCUCCCUCCCUCCCUCCCUCCCUCCCUCCCUCCCUCCCUCCCUCCCUCCCUCCCUCCCUCCCUCCCUCCCUCCCUCCCUCCCUCCCUCCCUCCCUCCCUCCCUCCCUCCCUCCCUCCCUCCCUCCCUCCCUCCCUCCCUCCCUCCCUCCCUCCCUACCUCAUCUCCCUCCCAUUGCCUCCCUCGUCUCCCUUCUCCGCCAAACAUAAUCAAAGAAUGCAGCUCACGCACCGUGCACUAGCACUCACGGCGGCCGCGCCAACGGCGCACUCUCACUCGCUCUCUCACUCGCUCUCUCACGCGCUCCUUCACGCGCUCCCUCACGCGCUCCCUCACGCGCUCUCUCACGCGCAAUCUCACGCACACUCUCACGCGCUCUCUCAUGCGCUCUCCCACUCGCCCUCUCACGCGCACUCUCACGCACACCCUUACACGCACUCCCAUGCGCACUCUCACUCGCUCUCUCACGCGCACUUUCACGCGCACUCUCACUUGCACUCUCACGUGCUCACUCACGCGCAUUCUCAUGCGCACUCUCACGCGCUCUCUCACACACUCUUUCACGCGCACUCCCACUCGCUCCCUCAUGUGAUCUCUCACGCGCACACUCACGCGCAUGCGCACCCUCACGCGCACUCUCACGCGCACUCUCACUCGCUCUCUCACGCGCUCUCUCACGCGCACUCUCACGCGCUCUCUCACGCGCACUCUCACGCGCUCUCUCACGCGCACUCUCGCGCGCACCUCACGCGCUCCCUAAUGUGCACUCUCACUCGCUCUCUCACUCGCUGUCUCACGCGCUCCCUCAUGGCACUCUCACGCGCUCUCUCACGCGCUCUCUCACGCGCUCUCUCUCGCGCACUCUCACGCGCACUCUUACGCGCUCUCUCACGCGCACUCUCACACGCACUCUCACGCGCACUCUCACUCGCUCUCUCACACGCUCUCUCACGCGCUCCCUCAUGUGCUCUCUUACGCGCACUCUCACGCGCACCUCACGCGCUCCCUAACACGCACUCUCACUCUCACUCGCUCUCACGUGCUCCCUCAUGCGCUCUCUCACGCGCUCUCUCACGCGCACUCUCACGCGCACUCUCACGCGCACUCCCACGCGCACUCCCAUACGCACUCUCACUCGCUCUCUCACGCGCUCUCUCACGCGCUCCCUCACGCGCUCUCUCACGCGCUCCCUCACGCGCUCUCUCACGCGCACUCUCACGCGCACUCUCACGCGCACUCUCACGCGCACUCUCAUGCGCACUCUCACUCACUCUCUCACGCGCACUCUCAUGCGCACUCUCACUCACUCUCUCACUCACUCUCUCACGCGGUCUCUCUCUCGCGCACUCUCACGCGCACUCCCACACGCACUCCCAUACGCACUCUCACUCGCUCUCUCACGCGCUCUCACGCGCUCCCUCACGCGCUCUCUCACGCGCUCCCUCACGCGCUCUCUCACGCGCACUCGCACGCGCACUCUCACGCGCUUCCUUAUGCGCACUCUCACGCGCUCUCUCACGCGCUCUCUCACGAGCACUCUCACGCGCACUCUUACGCGCUCUCACGCGCGCACUCUCACACACGCUCCCUAAUGUGCUCUCUCACGCGCACUCUAACGCGCACCUCACACGCUCCCUAACACGAACUCUCACUCACUCUCUCACUCGCUCUCACGCGCUCCCUCACGCGCACUCUCACGCGCACUCUCACGCGCACUCUCACGCGCACUCUCAUGCGCACUCUCACUCACUCUCUCACGCGCACUCUCAUGCGCACUCUCACUCACUCUCUCACUCGCUUUCUCACGCGCUCUCUCUCACGCGCUCCCUCACGCGCUCUCUCACGCGCUCCCUCACGCGCUCUCUCACGCGCACUCUCACGCGCUUCCUUAUGCGCACUCUCACGCGCUCUCUCACGCGCUCUCUCACGAGCACUCUCACGCGCACUCUUACGCGCUCUCUCACGCGCACUCUCACACACGCUCCCUAA